AUGACCUCUUGGCAUUCAUGCGUGGCCAACGCGACGAAGAACGCUACGUCCGCGUGUUCCACCUCAUGCAAUGGGUCAAACAGUACCAGAAGGCUUGGCUAG
Messenger RNA from Aphanomyces astaci, 102 nucleotides. RefSeq lists its product as hypothetical. Bases 1 to 102 code for a protein of 33 amino acids. The transcript has a single exon. Lineage: Eukaryota; Oomycota; Saprolegniomycetes; Saprolegniales; Verrucalvaceae. The record is from RefSeq and is a predicted model, not a curated record.